UUUUUUUUUUUUUUUUUUUUUUUUUUUUUUUUUUUUUUUUUUUUUUUUUAAACCCACGUCAUGCUGCCAUGGCCCGUAGCCGCAGCGAGAUGGGAGAGAGAGAGCGAGUAGCGAGAUGGGAGAGAGACAGAGUAGCGCAACGGGAGAGAGAGAGAGAGAGAGAGAGAGAGAGAGAGAGAGAGAGAGAGAGAGAGAGAGAGAGAGAGAGAGAGAGAGAGAGAGAGAGAGAGAGUAGCGCGGUGGGAGAGAGAGAGAGUAGUGCGGCGGGAGAGAGAGAAAGUAGCGCGAUGGGAGAGAGAGCAGCACAGCAAGAUGGGAGAGAGACAGAGUAGCGCAGUAGGAGAGAGAGAAAAGC
Messenger RNA from Closterium sp. NIES-67, 355 nucleotides. Lineage: Eukaryota; Viridiplantae; Streptophyta; Zygnematophyceae; Desmidiales; Closteriaceae. The record is from the annotation of a GenBank genome assembly.